This is a messenger RNA of Patella vulgata (common limpet), 2647 nucleotides long. RefSeq lists its product as uncharacterized. Gene Ontology annotation, cellular component: nucleus. The transcript has 2 exons. Gene Ontology annotation, molecular function: DNA binding. The coding region runs from base 179 to 1969 and encodes 596 amino acids. Lineage: Eukaryota; Metazoa; Mollusca; Gastropoda; Patellidae. The record is from RefSeq and is a predicted model, not a curated record.
ACCGUCAAACGGGGUGAAGUUGGCCUACGGGGUGAAGUUGGCCAUUUUCGGUAUAUUUCUUUUCGGUUCUUUUUUUUCUCGCCAAUCCAGAAUUUUAAUCUACUCAAGGUUAUUUAGUACAAGAUUACAGUGGAAGUUUGCUGUGUACCAAUUUUGAAAUUUAUUCUACAAUUUGGAAAUGCCCCGACGAUAUACCCCAAAACCAGAAAGUCGGAAGCUCUGCCAAUAUUCCGCCGAGAGCCUUCAAACAGCAAUUGUAGCCUGUGAGAGGGGGAUUCUCAGCCAGAGAAAGGCUUGUGAGCAAUUCGGAAUACCAAGAGGCACACUUCAGAAUCGACUUGCUGGUAGGUUCAAUAAGCAACAUGGUGGACAGACUGUCUUCGACUCCGAAGAAGAACUAAUAUUUGCUGAAUAUCUAACUUUGUUGUCCACAUGGGGAUUCCCCUUAGAUGCAUUUGAUUUCCGUUGCAUUGUAAAGUCAUAUCUUGAUAAAUGUAAGAGAACUGAGAAGAGGUUUAAGAACAACUUGCCGAGCAGUGACUGGGUGAAUUGCUUUGUGAAACGUCACAAAGGCAGGCUUACUUCUCGAUUUUGCCAAAAUAUAAAAGUUAAGCGAGCAGAGGUGUCGGCAGAGUCAUUAAAUCAAUAUUUCGACAAUCUUGAGGCUAGUUUAGCUGAUGUUCCAAGUAGUAAUAUUCUGAAUUAUGAUGAAACGAAUCUGACAGAUGACCCUGGAAAAAAAAAAUGUAUAUUUCGUAGAGGAUCCAAAUAUCCUGAAAGGAUUAUGAAUUCAACAAAAUCCUCGACGUCACUUAUGUUUACUGCCACUGCCUCUGGUAGAUUACUUCCACUAUAUGUUGUUUAUAGAUCCAAGCAUCUGAUGAACACUUGGACAGAAUCAGGUCCAAAAAAUGCCAGAUAUAACCGGUCCAAGUCUGGAUGGUUUGAUAAUGUCUGUUUUACAGAUUGGUUUAAAAGUGUUGUCCUGCCAUGGGCACAGGAUCUUCCAGGGAAAAAAGUUGUUCUUGGGGAUAAUUUGUCAUCCCAUUUUUCAGUUGAAGUUUUAAAACUUUGUAAAGAACAUAACAUUGAGUUCAUUUGUUUCCCAGCUAAUAGUACUCACCUGUGUCAGCCACUAGAUGUGAGUGUCUUUUCAUCUGUCAAGGUUGCAUGGAGGUCAAUUCUCACUGAAUGGAAGGAAGGGCCUGGACGUAAGGCUGCAUGUAUAACAAAAGACGUUUUUCCCAGACUUCUAAAGAAACUAGUUGACAGAAACACUACCAUGUCAUCCAAUAUCAUUAGUGGAUUCAAAAAAACUGGCAUCUUCCCACUUAACAGAGAAGAAGUAAUUGACAGACUACCAAAUACAACCAAUAAUACUGUUCGUGUUGAUAUUUUUUCUGAUGUAUUCCUUAAUUCAUUAGAUAAUCUUCGUUACAGCCAAGAAACACCUACUAUUCGCCGAAAACGUGUAUCCGUUGAACCUGGAAAGAGUAUAUCGGCUGAUGAUCUGGAAACUGGUGGUCCAUCAUCAAGCAAAUGUAAGAAAACAAAGGAUGUUUUAGAAGAACCUGCAUCCAGUAAUCUUGAAUCCUCUGAUGACGAAUCAUCUUGUUCUAGUCUAUCGUCAAAUGAUUCUGUCGCUCCUGAUGAUAAUUUUGAGGUCGCUGUUGGCAAAUGGGUCAUCGUUCGAUAUCUUGUUAAAUCCCGAUGUAUCCAUUACAUUGGUCGUAUUAUUGAUACCACUUUAUCAGAUGAUGACGAAUCCAGAGAAAAUGAAAUUCUGUUUUAUGUUAUAAGCUUCCUGCGAAAGUCAAAGAGAGUUGCGAAUACCUUUGUGCCACCAAUAAAAGAAGACAUUGAUACUAUUAAGUGGGCUGAUAUCCUUAAAGUGUUGCCAUUCCCAACCAUAUCAAAAAGAAAUCACCAUAAAUUUCAAGUUAAUUUUGAUGGAUAUAAUUUACAAUGAAGACGUUUUACUUGUUUUAAUCGCACUGUUACAGUCAUUUUACAUUUAAAUUAUAUAAUAAUAUAUUAAUUUUAAUCUACCAAAGUGCUAACAAUGAAAUAUGUAACAAUUCAAUUUUUAUUCAGAUUUUAUCAACAUUAUUUUUUAAAUACCAAAGUGCCAAAAAUGAAAUAAUAUGUAACAAAUUUAUUUUUUUGUUUAUGAAAAAUGUUUAAUUUUAUUAAAAGUUAUUGAAACAGUUUUCUUUUGUAUUCAAAUCCGGAAAUAUAGAUAACAAGGUCGGUCAUUGAAUCGAUUGGCACGUAUUCUAACUAACUCGAGCUGGUACAUGAAAAUAAGUAAGUCCAGGGUUGCCAUUUGUUAGUCCCCAAAUAACAUGGUUUGUAUCAAGUGGACUUUACAAUUUCUUUCAUGCACGCCCACAUAACCUUCAUCAAAAACUGCAGGGUUAGAGUCCGGCCAAGUUCACCCCAUGGUGUGGGGUCAACUUGGCCACAUACAUUUUUCCAUAUUCUGAAAAUUUGGAAUAUAACAGUCUUAUAAGUAACUGUUACAUUCCAUUAACUAAUCAGUCUAUAAGCUUACAGGUAAUUAUUUCCAGACUGGUAUGAGCAAUAAUCAGAAUAUAUUUGAAAAACUAAAAAAAAUGGCCAACUUCACCCCGUUUGACGGUACCUU